Messenger RNA from Nakaseomyces glabratus, 270 nucleotides. RefSeq names its product mitochondrial 54S ribosomal protein uL30m (gene MRPL33). Gene Ontology annotation, biological process: translation. Gene Ontology annotation, molecular function: structural constituent of ribosome. Gene Ontology annotation, cellular component: mitochondrion; large ribosomal subunit. The record is from RefSeq and is a predicted model, not a curated record. Lineage: Eukaryota; Fungi; Ascomycota; Saccharomycetes; Saccharomycetales; Saccharomycetaceae.
AUGGCAUAUUACAAAGUUACACUAGUCAGGUCACUAAUAGGUACACCAGAGGCUACUAGAAAUAUAGUCAAAGCCAUAGGCUUGGGCAAGCGUGGCUCAGUAGUUUACAGAAAAGUAAGUCCCUCUAUGGCAGGUUCGCUUGCUAAGAUCAAAGAACUGAUAUCUGUUGAUGUGACCAAGAGUAGAUUGACCAAGCAGCAGCAAAGGGAAUUAAGAAAGACGAACCCUGGCUUUACAGUCGAGAAACAAGAAGACGGUCUACUUGAAUAA